GGUUUGCGCUAAUUCUCUCUUGCUUUCGUCUCUUGAAAGGUUUGAUGAGAAUAAUGGCUGAAUCAAGAAAUAAGCUAACAGAAGAUGGAGAAGAGGAAGAUUACAUGGGAGACCUCUCUCAAUUUCUUCCUCCUGAAACCUCCAACUCUCCUAUAUUAUCUUCCAAAAAGAUUUCAAGCAAUAAAGUCUCAGCUGGUGAAUCAUUCAAGAAGAAGUCCAAAACCCUCAGCUGGCAAGAGCAGCGUAGACGUGAAAGAGAGAGAAUGCAACAACAAGAGGACGAGCAAACCUUAGCGAAAAUAGAGGCUCCGAUUCCACAAUCGAACAUUGGAUUUAAGUUGUUAAAGCAAAUGGGUUAUGUCCCCGGUGCUGCUCUUGGUAAGGAGGGCUCAGGGAGAGCUGAGCCAGUGGGGAUUGAAAUUCGGCGGACACGAGUUGGGAUUGGAAGAGAGGAUCCACAUAAGGAGAAGAGGAAAAGAGAGGAGAUUGAGGCUGAGUGGAAGAGAAGGAAGGAAGAGGAUUUGAUGGUAGAGUUUGGUUCUCGGCAGAAGUCACAAUGGCGGUGUAAGAGGGUUGUAGUAAAUUUCCGAAAAGCAAAAGUAGCGCUUGACCAGUUGGAGAACAGAGAAGUUGUAGAGAUAAGAAAGAAUGAGGAGGAGGGUGAAGAAGAGGGAGAAGAAGAGGAAGAGAUAACAGAGGAGGAUUUGCAAGAAAUUUUAAUGAAACUGAGAGAUGAACAUAGAUACUGCCUGUUUUGUGGAUUUCAGUAUGAAACAAAAGAAGCGCUUCUAUCUGACUGCCCUGGAACAGACGAAGAUGACCAUUAGACUGAAUUUUGCCGUUUAAGGGUGCCUUUUCAGAUGCAAACUCUUUUAUAAGAUUGGAAAAUCAGGCUCUUUUUCAUAUUUUAUGGUGGACAAAGUUGCCUUCGUUCUGAUCAUAUUUGAAAUACAGAAAAUGCAGGAAGGGAACAGGUUGUUUAUAUUUAUAGUUCACAUGCUGCAGAUGGGGAUUAUAUCCAUGGUAUACCUUGUAAACGUUUGUCUUAGGGUCUUCCAUGAUUAGGGUUGGAUAGCUGCAUUAAUUGUACCAUACAACUAGUUACAUACAAUAGUUAGUUAAUUAGACAAUGGAGUUUCAUCUUUUCCAAGAGCUGAGUCCAAAUAUUGAUGUUCAUGAUUCUAUACCAGUGUUUCACUGAUUCAAUUA
Messenger RNA from Ricinus communis (castor bean), 1209 nucleotides. RefSeq names its product G patch domain-containing protein 11. The transcript is spliced from 4 exons. The record is from RefSeq and is a predicted model, not a curated record. The coding region runs from base 45 to 827 and encodes 260 amino acids. Gene Ontology annotation, molecular function: nucleic acid binding. NCBI's taxonomy places the organism in Eukaryota, Viridiplantae, Streptophyta, Magnoliopsida, Malpighiales, Euphorbiaceae. Gene Ontology annotation, cellular component: kinetochore.